This is a messenger RNA of Coregonus clupeaformis (lake whitefish), 1308 nucleotides long. RefSeq names its product polypeptide N-acetylgalactosaminyltransferase-like 6. Gene Ontology annotation, cellular component: Golgi apparatus. The record is from RefSeq and is a predicted model, not a curated record. Lineage: Eukaryota; Metazoa; Chordata; Actinopteri; Salmoniformes; Salmonidae.
AUGCAUUGGGCAGUAGCCAUCAACCUCACCAAGAAAGAGCACCUGAAGGGCCGCCUGGAGGAGUACAUGGCCCGGUUCCCCAAGGUGCGCAUCGUUCGGACCAAGAAGAGGGAGGGUCUGAUCCGUACCCGUCUGCUGGGGGCCUCGGUGGCCAAGGGAGAAGUCCUCACCUUCCUGGACUCUCACUGUGAGGCCAACGUCAACUGGCUGCCCCCCCUGCUUGACCAGAUUGCCCAGAACCCCAAGACCAUCGUGUGCCCUAUGAUUGACGUGAUCGACCACAACCACUUUGGUUAUGAAGCCCAGGCUGGGGACGCCAUGAGGGGAGCCUUCGACUGGGAGAUGUACUACAAACGCAUCCCCAUCCCUCCAGAGCUCCAGGGCCCCGACACAAGUGAUCCCUAUGAGUCUCCAGUGAUGGCCGGAGGUCUCUUUGCCGUCAACCGCCAGUGGUUCUGGGAGCUGGGUGGCUACGACACUGGCUUGGAGAUAUGGGGCGGAGAGCAGUACGAGAUAUCGUUCAAGGUAUGGAUGUGUGGGGGCAGUAUGUACGACGUACCAUGCUCCCGAGUAGGACAUAUCUACAGGAAAUACGUCCCCUACAAAGUGCCGUCCGGAACAAGCCUAGCUAGAAACCUGAAGAGGGUGGCCGAGACAUGGAUGGAUGAGUACACGGAGUUCAUCUACCAGCGGCGUCCGGAGUACCGCCACCUGUCCACCGGGGACCUGACGGCCCAGAAGGAGCUGAGGAGACACCUCAAGUGUAAGGACUUCAAGUGGUACAUGAAUGCUGUAGCCUGGGACCUGGCCAAGUACUACCCCACUGUGGAGCCGCUGCCUGCCGCCUGGGGAGAGAUUCGUAACGCUGCAUCAGGUCUGUGCAUAGACUCCAAGCACGGCCCCACAGGGACAGAGCUGCGACUGGACGCCUGUCUGAAGGAGGGGGCUGAACGCACCUGGGCACACGAACAGAUCUUUACAUUUGGCUGGAGAGAGGACAUCAGGCCAGGGGAUCCUCUCCAUACCAGGAAGUUCUGCUUUGACUCCAUCUCCCAGAGUUCCCCUGUCACACUGUACGACUGCCACGGCAUGAAGGGCAACCAGCACUGGAGCUAUAGGAAGGAUAAAUCGUUGUACCACCUGGUGAGCAGCGGUUGCAUGGACUGCAAUCCCGGUGAUAAGAGGAUUUUCAUGAACAAGUGCGACCCUGGGUCCGAGACGCAGCAGUGGCUGUUCCAGAGAGUCAACGCCACCGUCCUAGACAAAUUCAACAGCGCUGCGGCUGCCAGCUCCUAGGAACCAGGCGCC